Lingula anatina is the source of this 3942-nucleotide messenger RNA. RefSeq names its product echinoderm microtubule-associated protein-like 2. NCBI's taxonomy places the organism in Eukaryota, Metazoa, Brachiopoda, Lingulata, Lingulida, Lingulidae. Gene Ontology annotation, biological process: intracellular signal transduction; microtubule cytoskeleton organization. The record is from RefSeq and is a predicted model, not a curated record. Gene Ontology annotation, molecular function: microtubule binding. Gene Ontology annotation, cellular component: mitotic spindle.
ACAAGUACAUGACUGGUAGAUUGUCUUGCCAAUAAAGGACCAGCUAUACAAAUUUGGGAUGUAACUAAAGCCUGUAGUUGGAUUUAUUUACACUCGAAUCAGUUCGAUAUUGCAAACAAUGGAUCGCUAUGACGAUAUCGGGUAGUUCCGUCGGGAGCCCAACCUCUGUAGAAAAAAUAUCCGAAAUCGAACGAGCAAAUUAGAUCUACAUCUUCAAAAAGGCGUCCCGGAAUACACCUUGCAUUGGUAUUGAAUAUUUUGCGCUCUUUAAGCGUAUCACGUAGUAGGCCUAUGGGGGAGAUAUUCUGGUGUUUUCGCUCAUCUUAAGUGACAAGUAAUGUACGACACCAUUCGUCAAGGAUGGGCUGACUUAAUGAGUAAGACGGAUUAUGAUAGAGGUAGCUGAAUAUUGAAUUGUAGCGUCUGGAGAAUAGCUGCGACAUAUUUUCAUGAUGGCGCACGGGACGUAUCAUGGCCGAGGUAGCAACAACAGCUAUGUACAGAACUACCUCAACCGACGCCAGUUAGUAGGCGGGGUGCCAGUGGAGGGCAACGCCUCGGACUAUGAGGACGAGGACGACAUGGUCUCUGAUCACGACGAGAUGGAUUACGAGAUUUACCCCAAUCCGCAUCUCUCCCGCAACAAGGCCCUCACUCGCCCCUACGAGGACGCCGGUCGCUUUGAGGCCUCUAAGCUACGGGAGGCUAAGGACACGGGCCCGAAUAAGGGACAUGGGCACAAGAAGUUCAGUAAGCGCGGCAGGCUUGUGACUUUUUACCGUAACGACGACCCACAUUUUAAAGGUAUUCAAACGGCUGUCAGCCAGAAGUGCUUUGUGUCUUUCGAAACUUUAUUAUCUUGGUUGACGGAAAAGAUUCCCCUAACGAAGGGAGUUCGGCAUGUGUUUAGCCUCCCCGAGGGGAGAGAGAUAACGGACGUUAAGGAUUUCGUUGGUGGUAAAGAUUACGUUGUUUCAAACGAUAAGAAAAUACGUCUCAACGUUCAAUACGGCAAUUCUAAAGAACAAUACUGGAAUAACCGUAAGCCAUCGGCAGGGAAAUUUCGCAAACACGAAAAGCAAUUAUUUCUUGGUGAAAACGGAGAUGUUUUGUCGACAUCAAACGCUUCGCCUCGUAUAUUGUCCAUUAUGAGCAACACGCACAGGAAUAGCAUAGAAAAGGUGAUCCUGAACCCGAAAACGAAUCAAACUUUCGAAGAGAUGUUGGAGGACAUUACUGCAAUGCUCAAGCUGCUAAAACCACCGGUGACCAGCCUUUAUACGGCCAAGGAACCUUUUAGGAAGGUCCAAAGUUUCUCCCAGCUCCACAGGGACUUUAAGGACCACGACCUGUUUAUUGCAUGUGGGCGUGAGGGGAGGCCCAAAGAAAUGUUGACGAACGCGUUCAGCAAGCGGGAAGCACCCAGUAGUAACUCGAGUAACGACUCGCUCAUCACGGGGCAGGCGGCCCUCAGGAAACCCAAGAAAAUACGAAGACCAAAUAUCCCAGAUUACGAGAGCAACCCCAGUUUCGUUCGCUCUGUGUCACCUGUCACCCCUCAGCCAGCCCGGGGAAACAGCCACCCCAACAUAGCCACCAGAUGUAGGAUACCCAAGCCCAGGACAAAGGCCAUCAUCAAGGCAGGGAGGUCUGUCACGCCCCAGUUUUCCAAGCCUGAAGGUGUCGGAAAGAAGAAAACGCAGCGUCUAGGUAAACGACUUGACCACUCGGUGGAUGUCAUCAAGGUGGACAUCCACGGACGCCGAAGAGAGUUUUAUCCGCCAACAUUGAGUGAUGGUAACAUCGACGACGGGGAGCGUCCCGACAAAAAACUCAAAUUGGACUGGGUUUACGGGUACCGUGGUCAUGACGCCCGUAAUAAUCUGUACGUGUUGCCCAGCAACGAGCUGCUGUAUUAUGUCGCGGCCGUCGCCAUAGUUUACGACAAACAAAGAGAAUUACAGCGACAUUAUACCGGACACAACGAAGACAUUUCUAGCAUGGCGCUUCAUCCAAACGAGACAUACGUGGCAACUGCACAGCUAGCAGGCGAGACGGCUGACACGGCGGCUCACAUUCGCGUCUGGGACGUGCGUUCCCUUUCGACCUAUGCUAUUAUUGGUUUAGGUGUUUUCCAAGUGGGGUUGAGCUCUCUUGAUUUUUCAGCGGAGAGCGAGGGCGAGUACCUAAUGGCUAUAGACGAAGGAGAGCGUCACGUGAUGAGCGUGUGGAACUGGCAAGACGAAAAGAUGCUGGCUAAAACUACGCUUACAAACGCCCCAAAGCAUUCUUUGGAUGACGAAGAGGAUACGUCCAUAGAGACGGUAAUAUGGGGCUGUUUCCACCCGCAAGACGACACGACUCUUGUGACGUACGGUGAGGAACAUAUCCACUUCUGGAAAAUAUUCUGGGACAGUCGGUCCAAAACUGCCAAGAUCCUCAGAGACAAGAAAAGUGGUUUCUUUAAAGAAGACCCUCCCAAGUUUGUGACCGCCAUAGCGUUUUCUGCCAAUGGUGACGUCAUUACUGGCGAUUCCAGUGGUCGCAUUCUGGUGUGGUCACGUGACUCAGCUGACGCAUACGUCAUAAACACACGGUGCUCCGAAAGUAUGCGACGCGCUCACAGGAAGACGGUGUUUGCCCUGUGCAUGCUUGAAGACGGUACUUUACUGUCGGGUGCCGGCGACGAAAUCAAAGCCUGGGACUCCAGUGACAAGUACAGAAACAUCAGGGACAGGACGAUCCCAGAAAGCGCUGGUUAUGUCCGGACGCUGGUCCCCCAGAGCCUGCUGACAGCAGACGACACGUUGUUUGUUGGAACCACGAAGAAUAUCGUCCUAGAGGGGUCGCUGCAGCAUAAGUUCAGAGCCGUUGUACAGGGGCACGUGGAAGAGGUGUGGACGGCGGCCAUAUCCCCGUCAGAGCACGCGUUCGUCACCGCCGGCCACGACAUGAUGGUCUGCAAGUGGUCAGCGGUCAGCCAUAAAAUGCUGUGGAAGGUCUACGUGGACAGUGCUUGCUGGGCCUCAGCGUAUCACCCUGAGGGUCACACCGUUGUUAUUGGGACAGAGACGGGACAGGUGAUCGUGCUGAACGCUAACAAUGGCAGCCAGCUCGCCUCCUUCAACGCUUCUCACGAGAAGAUACAGACCGUGCAGUACUCCCCAGAUGGUGCCAUGCUGGCUAUUGGUUGCCAUGACAACACGAUAUACGUGUUUGAUGUUCUGGAGAAGAGGCGAUCAUACCGGAGACACGGCCAGGGUUUUCUGAGGGGACAUAAAAAUUUCGUGUUGAAUCUCGACUGGUCACGUGACAGCGGUUUCCUGAGGAGCGUUUCUGGGGAUUGCGACACCCUUUUCUGGAAUGUUAAUUCUAUGCAGCAAGAAAAACCGGCCAAAAGUCUGCGUGACGUAGACUGGCACACGCACAACUGCAUUCUGGGAUACCAUGUCAUAGGUGCUUGGUCCAACCUCGUGGAGGGGGAGGACCUUAGCUGCACGGCGCGUUCCCACUACAGGGACUAUUUAGCUGUCGGAGAUACAGAGGGCGCAGUUAGGCUCUACAAAUAUCCAUGUGCUGCGCACAAGCCUGAGUACUACGAAAAGAAGCACUAUUCGUCCAACGUGACGUCAGUGGGUUUUCUGUUUGACGACAGUUACGUCAUAAGCACGGGAGGAGUGGACGCCGGGGUGAUGCAGUUUGCUGUGGUGGAACCGCUAACCCCAAGGUAGCCGAUGAUUUAACCCCACACCUUCUACGCCUCUCAACUGACACUCGCUGGAGACACACACUGGAAAAUUAUUCGCGAUGUUAGAUACUUACCAUUUGCAUCGUAAUGCAGUAAUUCAUUGAGUCCUGGCGUAGGGAAGCUAAGGUCACGUGUGUCUCUGCAACUCGUAGGUCGGGGUGAGAAACCCAUCGCUCCAAAUUUACAUUGUCAAC